AUGUCUGCGACCAAGAUUCAUCAGCCUGUUUACAAGGUGUACGAGCCCGGCUACCAUCCUCACCGGACCAUCAUCCUCGACGAACAGAUCGAGUCACCCGAAACACUGACGAUCCGGUUGGAGGAGGAAGCGGCUCGAAACGGAGGAGACCUCAGCGGGGGAUGCCCGCCUGGUCUCCUGCCAAUGCCCAUGUCUGCGUAUAAGGCGCAGCCGGCUCAGCUGCACGGGUAUGCAGACUCAGACUACUCGCCUUACCCUUCCCAGUCCUUUUCCCAGCAAACGGAGAAUGCGGCUUCACAACUCAACCAAAUAGCCUUUGCAGCCAACAACGCGGCAGCGGGGCAGUACCUCGCAACACAAGUAACAACUGGCGCCAACAUCAACAUCCUGUCUUGCCACCCCAGCCGUGGCCCGCCCGGGACUAAGGUAUCCUUGAAGGCGACGUGCCAGUAUGAUCUUGUCGGCAAUAGCGUGACCGCGUCUCCGCCGUUCGUGUCGCUGGUUUUCGGGUCUCAGCGGUGUUCUGCGCAAGUGUCGAGGGAUUCGAGAGAUGCAAACGGCGUUUGCACUUACACCCUCACAGCCGAAGCACCUCAGUUUUUGAGCACGGGCUGCCCAUCUUUUAGCAACGUUCCCGUGACGCUCCUGCUGGAGAACGGAAACGGGGACGAAAUGACACGGGUGGGAAAUGUGGGUGUUUUCUCAUACCUUGACGUGCAAAGCGGCGCAGGGGCAGGGGCCGCUGCGGUGCCUGAUGACAGUAGCCCGCCCGACUUGGGGUCUCCCAAGACCCGAUCACCUGUCCACCGGGCCAGCCCACCACACCAAGCUUCACAGGGACGGAGAAAGUCUGACAGCCCUGCCACCCAACAUGGCCUUCCCCAUGAAACAUCCUCAAAUACGUACGGCUUCUCCCCCAGUGUCUCGACCGCGAGUGCUGCGGCGCAAAUACAAUCCCAGAGCCAUGCACACGCCGACUUCUCUCCUUCUACUACGGGAGCCUACAACCAAGGAAGCAACACCAUGUUGUCAUCAUACCGCGCCGGUUCCUUCACGGACCACUACCCGCGAAAUCCGUCCAUGCUCCGGUCACCCCAUGGGGCCGGAUGGAUGUUCGGCAACCAGCUCGAUCCCCUUCGGGCCCCUAAUUCAGGCCUCGCACACAACCCUCACAGUGCACACAACUCCGUGUCUCGCUCGAUCUUGACCCCGCUACAACACCAAGCAUCAACUACACCACAGCUCAUCCGAACUAGCACUUUGGCCCAACCCGCCGGCGGGUUCCCCGGCUAUGGCGUUUACCAAGAAAAGGCAACACUGAAAAUUGCUGGCGAUCUCUCCACCAUGGCCGAGGGAUGGAGCCAGGAAGAGUGGGAGAGCAAGCGCAGGCUGGUGCUCUUUCGGAAGCAGCAAACGGGGAGCGUUCUCACCGUCAGCUUUAAAGCCGUCAGCGCGGCAGAGCGGCCACCUCACAGCAUCUGCAUUAGUUGUAUCUGGUGGGAGGAGAAACAAGCGUGCUACGUCACGUCGGUCGACACUAUCCACCUGCUUGAGCAGCUCCUCGCCGCACCAAACCGGUUCGGCGUCGACGAGAAGAACCGCAUCCGCCGAAACCUCGAGGGAUUCCGCCCGGCGACCGUCAGCAAAGCCCGCUCGGAGAGCGAGGAAUUCUUCAAGGUCAUUAUGGGCUUCGGCAACCCAAAGCCGCGCAACAUUGAGAAGGAUGUCAAGGUGUUCCAUUGGAAGGAUCUCUCAGGGGCCCUGUACAAAAUUAUCUCCAAGUACAGCGCCUCGACGACAACAAACGUCAUGACCCCGACCACAUCACCCCACGUUGCCACGACCAUGGGCCUCGGCGGAAGCUAUCCAGCCCUCCCGCCAACACCAGUCUCCACGACAUCGAGCACCACAGCCGACCCGGCCGCUGCGGGUGUCAGUUACGCCGGCCACCACCAUGCAGACUCCCUCACGAGUCCACGGACUCUCUCCGGCGGACCUUCCUCUUGGGGCCCGACGUAUGGCCCAGCCUCCAAAGCCAUGUCGCCGGCUCUGAAAACCAGUUCACCAGGGACCGGGUCAAGUUUGCGCCUUUCCACGACGCUACCAGUGGCCUACGAUCACCGCGGCUCGACACACAGCGUGUCAUCGGUCACCUCGCCAUACGGUUUAUCCGGACCUUCAUCUCACCACACCCCUCACAGCACACACACACACCAUGGGCACAGUGGCGGCUACGCUAGCCACUCCAACGUCUCCGCUCCGUCAGGCCCGUCCAGGAAUUGGGAAAGCUACUCUGUGGCGGAUGGUUACCAAAGCCAGACGAGCAGCGGCCACAGCCACGGCCAGGUGUAUGGCAGCAGUGGGUACGGGGAGGGGCCACCGCGCGCUUGA
Chaetomium globosum CBS 148.51 is the source of this 2391-nucleotide messenger RNA. RefSeq lists its product as uncharacterized. The record is from RefSeq and is a predicted model, not a curated record. Gene Ontology annotation, cellular component: nucleus. The transcript has 3 exons. The coding region runs from base 1 to 2391 and encodes 796 amino acids. NCBI's taxonomy places the organism in Eukaryota, Fungi, Ascomycota, Sordariomycetes, Sordariales, Chaetomiaceae.